Messenger RNA from Necator americanus (New World hookworm), 309 nucleotides. RefSeq lists its product as uncharacterized. The record is from RefSeq and is a predicted model, not a curated record. Bases 1 to 309 code for a protein of 102 amino acids. The transcript is spliced from 3 exons. Lineage: Eukaryota; Metazoa; Nematoda; Chromadorea; Rhabditida; Ancylostomatidae.
AUGUCUGCUGUCGCGGAGCCAGAGACAAAAGCAGGACAUCUGCCAGCAGAGCGCGUAGGAGGACGAAGGGUUGUCACCAAGAAGGACCGUCGCCAGUCGGAGACGGAACGAACUUCUUCGGAGAGUUCUGAAGAAAGUCGCGAAGUGGUAGAACGUGAUAACACGUUACCUGCACAGAUGGAAAAGUCAUAUCCGACGAGUGGGGUUAGACACUCGCAUGACAAACCUCAACCGACUCAUCAAGCUCACUACGCUCAUCCUCCGUCUCACGCCAGUGGUCAUGUCUUUCAACCGAGGAAGAACUGCUAG